Molecule: messenger RNA, 1685 nt
Organism: Tachyglossus aculeatus (Australian echidna)
Lineage: Eukaryota; Metazoa; Chordata; Mammalia; Monotremata; Tachyglossidae
Gene: ENTPD2
Product: ectonucleoside triphosphate diphosphohydrolase 2
Exons: 9
Coding region: 5-1492 (495 amino acids)
Biological process (GO): nucleoside diphosphate catabolic process
Cellular component (GO): plasma membrane
Molecular function (GO): GDP phosphatase activity; UDP phosphatase activity
Source: RefSeq, a predicted model, not a curated record
GCCCAUGGCCCCCCGGCCCCUGUCCGUGCUGCUGCCCCUGCUGCUCUGCCUGGCCGGGCUGGUGGGCAUCCUGCUCCUCUGCAUCCCCACCAAGGACCUCCAAGAGCCGCCCACCUACAAGUACGGCAUCGUCCUGGACGCCGGCUCUUCACACACCGCCAUGUUCGUCUACAAGUGGCCCGCGGACAAGGAGAACGACACGGGCAUCGUCAGCCAGCACAGCGCCUGCGAUGUGAAGGGAGGUGGGAUCUCCAGUUACGAGCAUCACCCGUUCCUGGCGGGCCGGAGCCUGCUGGAUUGCCUCAACCAGGCUAUAAGAGACGUGCCCAAAGACAGACACGCCGUCACCCCGCUCUACCUGGGAGCCACUGCAGGCAUGCGCCUGCUGCACCUGUCCAACCCCGCCGCGUCGGAGGCCGUCCUGGAUUCGGUGACCCAGACCUUGAGGGAUUUCCCGUUUGACUUCCGGGGGGCCAAGAUCCUGUCCGGCGAGGAUGAGGGAGUGUUUGGCUGGGUCACUGCCAACUACCUCCUAGAAAACUUUAUCAAGUACGGCUGGAUCGGGCAGUGGGUCCGUCCCAAGCGAGGGACCGUGGGCGCCAUGGACCUGGGCGGCGCUUCCACGCAGAUCACGUUCGAGACGGAGGGUCCCCUGGAAGAGCCGGCCCGCGAGGUGAAGCUAAGGCUCUACGGCCACCCCUACACCGUCUAUACCAACAGUUUCCUCUGCUAUGGACGGGACCAGAUGCUCAAGAGGCUGAUGGCCAGAGUCCUCCAGACGGAGAGGGUCCACCCGUGCUGGCCCAAAGGCUACAGCGCCCCGGUGAACAUGGGGGAAGCCUACGAGUCGCCCUGCACGGCGCCGGAGCGGCCCAGGAGCUACGAAGCCAACGCCUCGGUGACGCUGAGAGGCGCCGGGAAUCCCGGGCUGUGCCGCGUCCGGGUGGCCAGCCUCUUCAACUUCUCCGCCUGCCCCUACUCCCGCUGCUCCUUCGACGGCGUCUUCCAGCCGGCCGUGACGGGAGGCUUCAUCGCCUUUUCCGCCUUUUACUACACGGUGGACUUCCUGCGUUCAGGGAUGGAGCUUCCCGUGAGGACGCCGGAGGAACUCGAGGCGGCGGCCAACACCGUCUGCAACCAGACUUGGAACGAGCUGCUGGAGAAGGCGCCAAGGGAGCAGAAGCGUUUGCGAGAUUACUGUGCGGGCGCCAUGUUUGUCCACCAGCUCAUCACCAAGGCCUACAGGUUUGACCAGAAGACGUUUCCCAACAUCAUCUUCCAGAAGAAGGCCGGAGAAACGUCCAUCGGCUGGGCUCUCGGCUACAUGCUCAACCUGACCAACAUGAUCCCGGCUGACCAGGGCGGCUUCCGCAAGGGCUCGGACUACAGCUCCUGGGUGGUCCUCAACCUGCUCUUCGUGCUGGUCAUCCUAUCCGCGGUGCUCAUGCUGUGCUGCCUGCUCCCGCCCUCCAAGGAGCAGAGUGCCAUCUAGACACCAGGCCGGACUCUGGCUCCGGGGACCGAGGACCGUCCUCCAAGGCCCCAUCGCCACCGGGGCCUUGCUUCCGGGCCCGCCCGCUGCCUCCUAAAUUCACCGAGCCAGCCCCAGGCUAGAGGUCCUCCUCCCUCCUUCCUCUCCCCCACCCCUCUCCUCCUCCUCUUUCUCAUUCAUUCAUUCAAUCAUA